This is a messenger RNA of Aspergillus ibericus CBS 121593, 2868 nucleotides long. Its product is annotated as coatomer subunit beta. NCBI's taxonomy places the organism in Eukaryota, Fungi, Ascomycota, Eurotiomycetes, Eurotiales, Aspergillaceae. Gene Ontology annotation, cellular component: COPI vesicle coat; cytoplasm. The record is from RefSeq and is a predicted model, not a curated record. Gene Ontology annotation, molecular function: structural molecule activity. The transcript is spliced from 5 exons. Gene Ontology annotation, biological process: endoplasmic reticulum to Golgi vesicle-mediated transport; intra-Golgi vesicle-mediated transport; intracellular protein transport. Bases 1 to 2868 code for a protein of 955 amino acids.
AUGGCGUCCUUUCUCGAAAAUGCAUACAGCUUGGUCCACCAGGACAAUACUGCUGAUCAGCCCUCUCUGCAGGAGCUGAAAUUGCAGUUGGAAAAGGGUACCGAUGAGACCAAGAUGGAGACAAUGAGGCGGAUCAUCACGAUUAUGCUCAAUGGCGACCCGAUGCCCCAACUGCUCAUGCACAUCAUUCGCUUUGUUAUGCCGUCCAGAAGCAAGCCGCUCAAGAAACUCCUAUACUUCUACUAUGAGAUCUGCCCGAAACUCGACGCGAAUGGCAAGCUCAAGCAAGAGAUGAUCCUGGUCUGUAACGGUAUCCGUAACGACCUCCAGCAUGCCAACGAGUACAUUCGAGGAAACACCCUGCGAUUCUUGUGCAAGCUCCGAGAACCGGAACUCAUCGAGCCCCUCCUCUCGUCCGCCCGCUCCUGCUUGGACCACCGCCACGCAUAUGUUAGGAAGAAUGCCGUGUGGGCUGUCGCUUCCAUCUUCCAGCACUCGGAGUCGCUUAUCCCAGAUGCUCCGGAGCUUAUCCAGGCCUUCCUCGACACGGAGACCGAUGGCACCUGCAAGCGCAAUGCAUUCGCGGCCCUCAUGUCCAUCAGUCACCAAAAGUCCCUCGAAUACCUGUCCUCUACAUUUGACAGCAUUCCGAACACGGACGAACUGCUCCAGCUGGCCGAGCUCGAGUUCAUCAGAAAGGAUGCUGUGCAAAACGCCCAGAACAAGGCACGGUAUCUGCGCUUGAUCUUCGACCUUCUUGAUGCGUCAACGAGCACUGUCAUCUACGAAGCUGCGACAUCUCUCACGGCGCUCACCAGCAAUCCCGUGGCCGUGAAGGCUGCGGCGAGCAAGUUGAUUGAGCUUUGCAUCAAAGAAGCCGACAACAAUGUCAAGCUUAUUGUUCUUGACAGAGUCGAUCAGCUACGGAUCCGCAACGAGGGUGUCCUCGAUGACCUCACCAUGGAGAUUCUGCGUGUCCUCUCUAGCCCGGACAUCGAUGUUCGCCGCAAAGCCCUCGGUAUUGCCUUGGAAAUGGUCUCGAGCAAGAAUGUGGAGGAGAUUGUCAUGCUACUCAAGAAGGAACUGGCCAAGACCGUUGAUGAACAAUAUGAGAAGAACAGUGAAUACCGUCAAUUGUUGAUCCAGUCGAUACAUAACUGCGCCAUCAAGUUCUCAGAGAUUGCCGCUAGCGUUGUCGAUCUCCUGAUGGACUUCAUCGCCGAUUUCAACAACAACUCGGCUGUUGACGUAAUUUCGUUUGUCAAGGAGGUCGUGGAGAAGUUCCCUGCGCUCAGAACCUCUAUUGUCGAUCGCCUAGUUUCUACUUUGAGCGAAGUCCGUGCUGGUAAAGUCUACCGGGGUGUCCUGUGGGUUGUCGGAGAAUACUCUUUGGAGGAGAGGGACAUUCGCGAGGCCUGGAAACGAAUCAGAGCAAGCCUCGGAGAGAUCCCCAUCCUUGCCUCGGAACAGCGGCUUCUCGAUGAAGUACCUGAAGAUGCGGCGCUUAAGGAGCAGGUCAACGGUCACUCCAAACCCUCGGCCCCGACCGGAUCACGAAAGGUGCUGGCUGACGGCACCUAUGCCACGGAAAGCGCUCUGACCAGCCAGUCUGCCGCUGCUGCCCGGCUCGAAGCUGUCAAGGCCGCCCAGAAGCCACCUCUCCGUCAACUGAUCUUGGAUGGCGACUACUACCUUGCUACCGUGCUUUCGUCUACCCUUACGAAGUUGGUGAUGCGUCAUUCGGAGGUUUCCGAGGAUGUUGCUCGGACCAACGCCCUGCGUGCGGAGGCUAUGCUGAUCAUGAUUUCGAUCAUCCGUGUCGGCCAGUCGCACUUCGUCAAGGCUCCCAUCGAUGAAGAUUCCGUAGACCGCGUUAUGUGCUGCGUGCGGUCGCUUGCGGAGUUCUCCCAGCGGAAGGAGCUGGAGACGACCUUCCUGGAGGACACCCGGACAGCCUUCCGCGCCAUGGUCCAAGUCGAAGACAAGAAGCGGGCCGCUAAGGAGGCCGUUGAGAAGGCGAAGACUGCCGUUCAGGUUGACGAUGCUAUUCCAAUUCGGCAGUUCACCAAGAAGGCAGCUCUGGAAGGUGCCGAGGAGAUUGAGUUGGAUCUGGUCAAGGCCACCGGCGGCGACUCGACUGUGGAGACGGUGUCCUCGAAGCUGAGCCGAGUUGUCCAACUCACUGGCUUCUCGGACCCAGUCUACGCGGAGGCAUAUGUCACCGUCCAUCAAUUCGAUAUUGUUUUGGAUGUCCUUCUAGUUAACCAGACUCUCGAGACCUUGCAGAACCUCAGCGUCGAGUUUGCGACUCUCGGAGACCUUAAGGUGGUUGAGCGGCCCACCACGCACAACCUCGGACCCCGCGACUUCUUGAACGUGCAGGCUACAGUCAAGGUGUCGUCGACGGAUACGGGUGUGAUUUUCGGCAACAUUGUAUAUGAUGGCGCGAGCUCGACGGAGUCGCAUGUUGUUAUCCUGAAUGACAUCCAUGCCGACAUCAUGGACUACAUCCAGCCCGCCCAUUGCACCGAGACGCAGUUCCGGACGAUGUGGACCGAGUUUGAAUGGGAGAACAAGGUCAACAUUAACUCCAAGGCGAAGAGCCUGCGCGAGUUCCUCAAACAGCUGAUGGAGAGCACCAACAUGGCAUGUUUGACCCCCGAGGCCUCUCUCAAGGGCGACUGUCGGUUCCUGAGUGCCAAUCUAUAUGCCCGGAGCGUAUUUGGUGAGGACGCCCUUGCGAACCUGAGCAUCGAGAAGGAGGGAGAGGAUGGGCCGAUCACCGGCUUUGUACGGAUAAGAAGCCGUUCGCAGGGUCUGGCCUUGAGCCUGGGGUCUCUGAAGGGCCUCAAGGCGACCGCCGCAUGA